CGGAUCCAUGGGAGGAUGAAGGAGAUGGUUGGAGGCUGCUGCGUGUGCUCAGAUGAGAGAGGCUGGGCCGAGAACCCGCUUGUCUAUUGUGACGGACAUGGGUGCAAUGUGGCUGUGCAUCAAGCCUGCUAUGGGAUUGUGCAGGUUCCCACAGGACCCUGGUUUUGUCGGAAAUGUGAGUCUCAGGAGAGGGCUGCCCGAGUGAGAUGUGACCUUUGCCCACAUAAAGAAGGGGCACUAAAGAGAACAGACAAUGGAGGUUGGGCACAUGUGGUGUGUGCUCUUUAUAUUCCUGAGGUUCAGUUUGCCAAUGUCCUGACUAUGGAACCCAUUGUGCUGCAAUAUGUUCCCCAUGAUCGCUUUAACAAGACCUGCUAUAUUUGUGAAGAACAAGGCCGCGAGAGUAGAGCUGCAUCAGGGGCUUGUAUGACCUGCAAUCGUCACGGCUGUCGACAGGCAUUCCACGUGACAUGUGCUCAGAUGGCUGGGCUGCUGUGUGAAGAGGAGGCUCAGGAGGUGGAUAAUGUGAAGUACAUUGGAUACUGCAAGUACCACUUCAACAAGAUGGUGAGCGACCCUCAGAAGGUUUCUCGUCUCACCUGUCCUUUUGUGCCUGGUCGGUGCAGUCGUUCUGCCUCGCCUGCCCUAGAAAAACCCAUUCUAUAUAGAGACCGACAGAAGAAGAGUCAUAAAGACAAAGAGAGGAUCCGGCAUCGAAAGCACCGGGAUUCCCCAGGUCAUUUGAAUGCUCCAUCCCUGCUACCCAUAACUGCUGAGAAGCAGGAGAGCAGUAUGGACAGCCCGGAGAUUGUAAGGUCAGAGGUAAAAGGGAAGAAACUAUCAAAUCAUAGAGGUCGUAAAAUUGGAAAGGGAGCAACAGGUGGAGGUUCCCUCCCAGCAGGUAAUACCUCCUCUCCGCCUCUUCUGGUUACCUUUCCAAAACUAGAGGAACAAGAAGAUGAGGAUGAAGAAGAGGAAGAGGAAGAUGAUGAAGAGGGAUCCUCAAGGGCUGCACCUCCCUCUCCACCAGAACUUACUUUUUCAAGCUUUGGUUCCAUUAUGCGCUUUUCCACUGUCUCAGGUGGCACCCCUCGAACUUGGGAUCCCAUUCCUGGUGAAACUCGAACACAGAAAUGGAGCAGAGAGGGAGCAGAACCACCUCGGGAAAAAAAGCACAAGGGCAACAAGAGGAGCAGGCAUGGCCCUGGGCGACCCCGCGGAAGCAAAAACAAUCCUUCACACAGCACUUCCCCUCUCACUCUGCCUCCUCUGCCACGGAACUAUACUCACCCCACCUCCUUACACAGUGUCAACCUGGAGUCCCCUCUUCUAUCCUCAGGUAUAUACACCAGUAACAAGGACCCCAUCACAGUGAGGACAGCCUGCAGUACUCCGCUUUCCUCCAGCCUCCUUUCUCACCAGAACUCCCUUCCACCAUACAGCAGAGCAUGCCCUAUUACUCCCUCCUCCACUGCAUCUACUACACAGGUUUUUUCUUUGGCUGGACCCACUUUCAGUAUUCCCUCAUCUCACAUUUUUGGAAGUCCACUGUCAAUGCCUCCUCUUCUCAGCCAGGUUGAGAGCAGCCGCACAGAGCCUGAGUUGGAAGACUGCAGUUUUGCGUGUAGAGGGAGCUCCCCCAGAGAGAGUCUGUCAUCCAUGUCACCCAUCAGCAGCUUACCGCCUCUGUUUGAUCCAAGUGCCCCCUGCAGUCAAAAUGAAAGUGUCCCUCAAGUCACUGCUAACCUUGAGCAGCUACUGGAAAAGCAUGGAGAGGCAGGAGUUAAUAUUGUAGACAUGCUCCAAGCCUUGCACUCACUGCAGAAGGAGAAUCGUUCUUUGCAGGAUCAGAUAUUGACUCUAACUGCACGAAAGGAGAAGCUGCAACUACUCAAUGUCCAGCUUUCCUGCCCAUUCCCUCCUAAUUUGCCAACAGCUAACGCUUCACUUGGUAGCUCACAAGAUUAUAUCAAUAAUAAAAGUCCCACUUCAAAGGGCAGCUUCCGUACAGAGAAUUCACUGUCUGAGGACCCCCACUCAGGCUGCCCCAGUAGAAGCAGUUCUUGUCUGUCAGUGCACAGUACUUCUCCACCAGGUCCAAUCCCACAGGGUGGGCCUUCGCUACCAACCAUAGGGGCAGAGCAGCUUGUGAAUGGGCUAGUAAGAUCAUCAGGCCAAGGGGCACCACCUUCUCUUGCCACCAUCCCUCUACUAGGGGCUUUGUCAGGAAAUCCAGGAGCACUUGCACUGAAUAGUAUUCUGGGAAGCAUCAGCGGAAGUCUUCAAGGGACAGCAGGGCAAACGCCAAAUGCUCUGCGAGGUGGAACAGUUGGCUCCCAGAUACCAAGCAGUCUCCCAACAAUGAAUACUAUUUCAGAACAGCAGAGGCAUCUUUUCCACCAGUUACAGCAGAUCACAUCAACAAAUCUUACUGCAGAUCAACAGAGCCUUCUUUGCCAGUGGAUUCAGAACAUACAGCAACGACGCGAUCUUCAGCGACUUAUGGCAUCAUCCACAGCACCACCCCUUCUUCCAGUGACCUCAACUUGUAGCACAAUGGCAUCAUCACCUGCCCCUCCCAUUCUUACAGCACAAACCCCUCCCUUCUUGGGGCUUCAGGGUGAGGGGUGUGGUCCAAAAACCUCAAGAGGUGGUGAAAAGACUCCGACAAACCAGGACAAGGGAUAAAGUGCUCGGUCUUGACCUGUGUAAGGAAGAGUGAGAUGAGUCAAUGAAGCAAGGAAGAAGCAAUCGCCCUGUUUAUGAAAAAUAAGGGAUACACUUGAUUUUGCUGGAAAGAGGUGUACAGCUAUGAUGAGACCAAGAACAUAAUGUCACAUAAGUGGACAUAUAAUGUUAUACAUAUACAUUGUCUCAUACAGAAUCAGUUUAAAAUGAUAUAUCUUUUCUGGAAUAGUUGCUCACCAAGAAUCGGGCUUCCUGCCUAACUUCCACAAAGAAACAUGUACAAGGUACACACUCACUAAGACUUAGAGGAAAUUAGCUUUGUCUAAGGUCUCUCCUCAAUAUGAUAAUAAUCCUGAGAUUUAUUCAUCUUAAAAACUGGGAAAUUGAUGGCCUUCACAAUUUUCCCAUGUCUUCUUAGUCAUCUUAUUUUAGCAAUCUAUGACUCAGUUGGAAGUAAAGCAAUGUGUCAUCUCAACCCAUUUUUUUUAAAGCUUUCAAGUCGCUCAUCCCUGCUUGUUUCCGUUCCCUGGCACCAAGUGCAGGUUCUGAAGCACCUUGUGAUACUCAGUAUCAGUCUACGUGAAGGAAGAGCUGUGUUCCGCUCUGUGUUGCACUGUGCUUGUGUUCCUAAAUGUACAUGAGACCAUUUAUAUAUGUAUUUUAUUUUAUUUUUUUCAAUUCCUGGUUGGGGCGUCCCCCAUAACCCCAACCUUUUUUCAUAUGUGAUUGAUUUUUAUACAAAGAGCAAAACAUGUAGUUGUUUAUAUUGUUAGUUCAUUAGCAGAAACUGUAGAUAUGUGUCCAGCCAUGUCAUUUUUGGGGCUAAAUUUGUAGAAAGUAAUUCAAUUCCUCUUCAGUUGAGAGGCUGGGUGUAUGUAUAUCUCUUUUUGAAUAUAUAUUAUAUAUAUAUGUAUGUAUAAAUAUAUAGUACGUGGGUUUUGGGGCACAAGAAAGUACCCCAAUAUUUUGCACCUUUCAAAAGUCGCUCUGCGCAUCUAAAUGACUGUUCUGUAUAGAGGGAAAUGUGUGUUUUAUGUUCAGAUAGAAAACUGCUGUGUGUGUGUGUUAUUCGCUCCUUGUUUCUAUGGAUUUCACACCCACAUUUUAAUUGGAGCCACCAAAUACAGUGGCAGUCUUGGAGUUCAGGUUUAGUCAAUAACACAUCUUGACUUGUUUUUAUUAUCAUUCUGCUGUUAUGUUAUAGUAAUCAUGGUUUAAGAGUACCCCCACUUUUACUCCCCAAAAUGACAGCAAUCUUUGAAAUAGCAUGGUCCUUAGCAGAAAUAUAGCACUUAAAAUGUGUCCCCUCCUCUGUCUGCUUCUUAGCAUCAUCCAGUGUUAAAAUCCAGGAAAGAGUGUUCAGCUUAGUGUAGAACAGUAAAAAUAAAAAAGCAAUGACAGAGGUUAAAAACCCAUGUGUAUUGCAGAUCUUAAAUUAAAAAAAAAGUUUAGUAUGUAAUUAUCUCUUAUCUGUAAACCGUUCCAGGACUAUAUACAGAGGGGCAUUUUGGAGGUAAUUGUAGAAUGAGUAGAAUAGCUUAAUUGCAACAUAUGUGAAUGUAAAACAAACCCUGUAAAAUGUAAGCAUUGAUUCUAUCUACAGUUCUUUAUUACCUGGUAGGAACCACCAAAGUCAACAUAGCCUUUAAAGGAACCUUAAAAUGCAGUACAAACGGUAUAUUAGCCAAUAGUGCUGCAAAAUUGUACAACAGAACAGCUAAUAUAGCUAACAGGGACCAGAUGUUGAUCACAACAGAGAAACAUUCAAAAUAGUGAAACAUCCAAAACUGGGUCUUAAAAAUUAGGGAUGCACCAAAAUUUCGGCCGCAGAAACGUUUCGGCCGAAAAUGGCAUUUUUGGCUAUUUCGGUUUUUGAUGUUUUUGCCAGUUAUUUUCGGUAAAAUUGUGUAGCAUGUUUCAAAUUUGAUUUUAGCCUAGAGCUGCUGUUUAAGUUCAUUACUUGACUAACUGUUCUGCAUAUAAUGAGUUUUCUAGGUCUAUACUUUAUUUGGAUAAUUGGUAAAAAAAAAACUGUUAAAUAUGAUUCUGUUACAUAGAACUAAAUGAAGAAUAAUACAGUAUAUUGAUAUUUAAUAUUGUUUUAAGUAGGGAUGCACCAAAAGUUUGGUCGCAGAAACAUUUUGGCCGAAAAUGGCAUUAUUUUUUGCCUGUUUUUUUUUUUUCUUGGUAAAAUUAUUGUGUAGCAUAUUAUUGUUUUAAGAUAUUUUUGUCCAAUUUUAGUGUGUUACUUUCAAUAAAAGUGUGGGCUUUUUUAUUGGCUCUAAUUAAGCAAAAAAAAAACUUUUUUUAAAAAAAAUUGAAAAUAAAUUGAAAUUUUUGGUAUCAGUUUCGGUUUUCGGCCAAAUGCAUCCCCGAUUUUCGGAUUCGGUCCAGAAUUUCCAUUUCGGUGCAUCACUAUUAAAAAUAUUUCAGAUUUGUUUUUCUCUUUAUACUAUUUACAUAUUUAUUCUAAUUCUAUAAUUAAUUUUACUAUUAGGCUUCAUUUUCAUUUAUAGAGUUUAACACCCAUUUAAAGGGACAAGUACACAUUUAGAGACAACUUGCAGCUAGACUAAUUAUAAUUUUGGUCAAACACACAACAUGCUGACAAAAGGACUCGUGCAUGUGCACCCCCCACACACACACGUGUCAUCAAUGACGUGCUGCAUGUAUUGCAAACAUGCUUCUAAAUGUAUUUCAUAUGUACUGUUAUGUCCAUUUAAUAAUGAUUUUGUUCCUUCCGGGUAGUGAAUUUUGUAACUGUAAUAAAUCUAGACAAAGGUUUAACUGGAGAUAUGGCAGACAGGUGGAAAGAAGUAGGAUUUUUAUGCUAUCUCCAAAACCCAAACUUUGUUUUGUUCUAGUUCUAUGAUGCAAUCACUUUUUAUUGUAGGAAGGAAUGUACAUCAGUUAAAUGCUAGGAAUCAGUCCCAGGCAUGUAUCACAUCAUCAGAAUAUGACUCUGCAUUCCAUUAAUAAUGUGGUUGAUGCUUAAUUGUGACAUAGAAAUGCUAUGAACAGACAGGUAACUGACGCACAGGUUGACAAAGAGGUUCAGAAUGAGAAAGCACUUAUUAAACAGUUGACUAAUUUGACCAUGUACUGCACGUGUAAACUUUACUUAACUGUCACAAAAGGAAAUGACAGUUAUAGAGGAAGCAAUAGGAUUUUUUUCUAUUUGCCGAGUGUGCUAAAUGUUGAGAUAUGUUAUAUUAAUUAAUCACAGUUUGUGAUCUUACAGUGCAAUGUCAUUAUUGCUUUAAAGCAAUAUUUUAGGAUUCUUGAAACAGUCCAUUAGCAAAAUGGCUAGAGAUCAAUUUAAAGGGAAUAAACAAAAAAAUUUGAGUCAUAUUAUUACAUUUUUAUCCUGAAUAUUAUCAAAGACCAAAGAGAUAAUGGGUUUAGAAAUUGGAUAUCAAGUAGAAAAAUGACAAAUGUGGCUGGACAUGCUAUGUUUUUGUGUUAAGCACUUUGGCAAAUGUAUAAAUUCUCAUAUAAAUUUAAUUGACUAGGAUUGCACAUAUUCAUGCUAUAGGGAGGGUGGAACUGAUUAACACCAGCAAUAAAGGGGUUGAUCUGGUCAAACAUUUUUUUAGGGUGAAAUUAAUUUACCAUGUGUAACUGCUGGAAUUACUUUAAAUGAUUUUUGACUUGGAAUAAUAUGUUGUAUUAUGAUUUAUAUGGAAUAUUGUUUUGUACUUUUUUAAGAAAAUGUUAAAAUGAUUUGCUGAUAUGUAAAUGCCUUGAAUGUGGUUGUAUUUCAAGUGUGUCUACACAAGGAUAGUGGUGUACAAACAUAGGGAAGAUAAUUCAGUAGCAAAAGAAUAGCUGUAAGCAUUAAUGCUAAGAAACCAGGAAGCGUACCUUAAAUUAUGAAGUUUUAAUUUUACUCCAUCAUUCUAGAAAAAAAAAUCUAUUUGACCUCUUCUUCAAGGAACCAGCAGACAAUUAGUAAGGGAGCAAAUAUCUGUAAUCUCAAAUGCUUCUGAGCAACCUUAAAAAAAUAAAAUCUUAAAAAUAUCCCACUGGCCAACUUUUGGGCCAUAAAACAGUACAUUUUAGUGCAUGAUUUUAUUAGUUUUCUACAUUUUACAUAAUUUAUAAGAUAUAAAAAGUCAAAUGAUAAUGAAUUGAUAGAUCAGGUGUUCAAAGUAUGUAUGUAUAUAUAUCUACAAAUGUUGGAGGAAAACAUAUUAAGAGUAUUCCACAAGAAUCAAGAUUACCAAAAGUCACCUCUCACAAAUUUACAGCACUUAAUAUACAAAACAUUUAUUUAAAAGUUUCUGCACCUUAUGGGUGUAAUUGCAUCAGCGUUGGGCAACCAUUAUUGCUUCAAGGUCUUAAUGUGUGUCACCUUUUGCCUAAAAAAAGGAACACACUACUUUUAACUUCUAUAUUGGACCCACAGUAGAAGAUUUAAAAAAAAAACUCUAUUGUAAAGGGUGUUUUAAUUAUGGAAAGGGAAUUAAGAGUGAGUGCAAAUGUAUUGAGUGGGUUGGUAUAAAACAGGGACUCACACUGGGCUGACUUUAGGCUAUUUAUUGCACACCAAUGAUGUAUUAAAUUAAACCUGAUAUGGAUGAUGAGGACUGGCUUGUCUGUAGGUUUGUUGGCCACAGUCUGGGCAGUCUUGUAGGCAUAAAUGCACUUAGGGGUCUUCAGACACCUAAAACGUAUCAUUCUAGUACCAGUUUUACAAUAGAACGUCCAAUGGUCAUUUGAUAUUCUUCACACUUAGCAAUUGGAUUUGUCAACAUUUCCUAUAUAUACUGAUACAUACAAUAACAUUCUGAUUUGCUUACUAGAAGAAGUGUGACCCUGCAAUUUCAUUAUUAAUCUUUUUUUUUUGGUACAUCCCCUUGAGGGGUGUAUUUGAUAAGAUCCUAUCCUCGUGUUUGUUUAAAUAAAAUAUACAGUUUUGUUUCCUAAA
This is a messenger RNA of Bombina bombina (fire-bellied toad), 7618 nucleotides long. It is a transcript of the gene MLLT6, whose product is annotated as MLLT6, PHD finger containing. Gene Ontology annotation, molecular function: nucleosome binding; histone binding. The transcript has 20 exons. Gene Ontology annotation, cellular component: nucleus. Lineage: Eukaryota; Metazoa; Chordata; Amphibia; Anura; Bombinatoridae. The coding region runs from base 16 to 2688 and encodes 890 amino acids. The record is from RefSeq and is a predicted model, not a curated record. Gene Ontology annotation, biological process: regulation of transcription by RNA polymerase II.